Molecule: messenger RNA, 3121 nt
Organism: Parasteatoda tepidariorum (common house spider)
Lineage: Eukaryota; Metazoa; Arthropoda; Arachnida; Araneae; Theridiidae
Product: dynein axonemal intermediate chain 4-like
Biological process (GO): cilium movement
Cellular component (GO): axonemal dynein complex
Molecular function (GO): dynein heavy chain binding; dynein light chain binding
Source: RefSeq, a predicted model, not a curated record
AUUUACAAACUAGAGAUCAUAACAACGAGGAAGAAGGAUCAUGAACGUUUCGACAAAAUGGAAUUAUUAUUGAUAGUAAAAUAUCUAUUGAUAGUAAAAUAUCUAAGAAAAUAAUUUAUUUAAAUAGAAAACUUCAAAAUUUCUACUUCAUUUCAAAAUGAUGAAAGAAGUAAUUUAUUCUUGGUUAGAAGAAGGCUUUUCAAAAUAUGAUAAAUCCCUUGAAGAUGACAAAAAGCAAGAACACACCGUGUUUCCGCUCUUAAUUAGUGAAAUCGGUGUAAAAAUUACACCUAAUCCUCUUUUUUCCGUGUAUCUUGGUGAAACGGAAUUAGAUUCGAGUUUUUUAACUGAGUAUCUAGAUACAAUUCAAGAUAGUUUGCGCCAAGGGAAAAAAAGAUCAGAGGGAACACAUUCUACGAUCGAAAAUAUAGAUAGAAGCCAAUCUUCGGCUAUUAAAAAGAAUAAAAUCGAAAUUGAUUAUGAGAGGAAGAACAUAUUUCUUAGCAGCAAAAUUAUACCCCUCUUUGAAAUUGCAGAUACAUACAUUUCAAAUUGGUCUCCUGAAUACCAAAAUGUCUUUUCUAAAAAUAAUAACUAUAAACAGGCAUUGGAUUACUGUCAAAAGUUUCCAUCUAAUUUUCAGGAUAAAAGUACUCUUAUUGGAACUGUAGAUGUCAGUGUAAAACAAAUUGAAACAACACCAAUUAUCCUCGAAGAUAAGUCAUUUUUAGUGAAUGCAUAUUUAAUGGGAAAACAUUAUAGUAGGAAAGAAUUAUAUGUAAAGCCCACUCCAAAAACAUUUCAACAAUAUAUAGAGUCACGAACAACCUUUAGAGAUUUCAGAGAAUUUCAUCACAAACUUCCUGAAAAUCUGGAAAUUUUAAAAAGAAUGAAAACAAAACUUUAUGUGAUUGAAAAAGCUUUAAAUUAUAACACCAAUGAAAAAACAAUUGUAUCAUUUAGCAGUUCUGUGGAUCCAUCUGAGCUUAGUUCUGCUUUAGAGACCAAGCAAUCUGAAUGUUCAACAAUUUCUCAAGUCACUGCUCGACAGUGCCUAGAGUUUUAUUUACCAACUUUAAAAAAUAAAUACAGUGUUACUUGCAUUGAAAGCAAUCCUUUAAAUCCUAGCAUUUUUGUUUGUGGUUAUAGUACACUCUCUGAUGAGGAAACAGAACAUGAAGCUCGAGGUAUUGUUUUAUGCUGGACCAUCAAUAAAUGCGGAUAUCCUGAAAGAAUAUAUUAUUUAGAAGAAGCUGUUACAUCUAUUGAUAUAUCUGAGUCUAAGCCUUACUUGAUUGCUGUAGGUAUGCGCUAUGGUUUAGUGGCAGUGAUUGAUUUACAACAGUCUGAUAAUACCUCAUAUGUUACGAACAGAUCUUCUAAAGAUCGACCUGUUGGCACAAUUAAAAGCAUAAGAUGGAUGUUGAAAAGAUAUUCAUUAAAUGAAACCGUCGAAAUUUUGUUAGCAGUUUCAGUAGAUGGGUUUGUUACUUCUUGGAAAUAUAGAAAAGACCUGGAAGGGAAUGUUCUUACUACUAUUAAAAAAGAAUUAUCAGAACAGAAAGCGAAUAAGCAAUUUCAUAUUAGUAAUGCAACACUUUGUAUGUGCAUGCAUCCAAAUCCAGAUAAUGAUGAUAUUUUUGCUGUUGGGACAAUUGAAGGAAAAGUUUUCAUUUUGAACUUAAACAAUCCAGAUGAUCAUAUUACUAUAAAAAAUUGUCACUUUGGUUCUGUGAAUGAUAUAAAAUGGUCACCCCUUGCUAAAAAUGUUUUUUUCACAUGCAGUACUGAUCGUUACUUGCAUAUUUGGGAGCUUGACAAGACCAAGCCAUCAAAGACCCUUAUUUUACCUGAUAAUAUUCUUAGUAUGUCUUUAUCUUCUAUUAAUUCUACCUUAUUUUCUGCAAUAACAAAGCAUAGAUUGUAUAUUUAUGAUUUGUCUACUGACUUACAUAAACCAAUCGUUGAAGUGGGUUCUAAAGAAAAUGCAUUCACAGCUUUAAAGUUUUGCCCAUAUAAUGACUGGCUUUUUGUAGGUCAAUCUGAUGGAAAGGUUGUUUUAUUUGAAGUAACUCAUACUGUGUCAAAGUUAAGGGCUAUUGAAUCAGAUAUCCUAAGAAAUAUUUUUCUUCCAGAAUAAUAAGUAAACGUUCUUUAAAUAUCUGAUAUUUUGUUAAACAAUUUAUUAAUUAUUUAUUCAUUUUUAAUUAUUGUAUAUUCACAUCUUUAAAGUUUUGUCCAUACAAUGCCUGACGAUGGAAAGGUUUUAUUUGAAGUAACUCAUACUGUAUCAAAGUUAAGAGCUAUUGAAUCAGAUAUCAUAAGAAAUAUAUUUCUUCCAGAAUAAUAAGUAAAAGUUCUUUAUAUAAUAUUUUGUUCAACAAUUUAUUAAUUAUUUAUUCAUUUUUAAUUAUAAUAUUUCAUUUUUUUCAACAACAAUAAAAUAUGACUUAAAGCAUGUUUCAUAUUUAUUUGCAUUCAGACAAAAUAAAUCCAAAUCAAUGGUCAUGCUUAAAAUAUUUAUUUAAAAUGAGGUUUAUUUUUUUCCUUUCUAAAACUAAAUUUAGCGUUUUUUUAUUUUAGAAUUUGUAUUUUAUAAAAAAAAAAUAUAAUUUAUGAAAUUUAAUUGUGUUUAUAAAUGGAGAUUGUUACAUUAUUAUACCAAUUCCCAUAAUUACACAUUAGUAUAAUAAUACAUUACAUUGGUAUGAUGAUACAUUAUUAUACCAAUUCUUAUAGUUUCCAUACAAUAAAAAUUUUGAAAAAAAAUAUUAAGCUCUAAAUUUUUAUUUUUCAAGAAUUGUUAAGGGAAAGAAAUUUUGAAUUCUGUAAUUUCAACUUCAGUAUAAAAUGAUAUACAAUAAAUUUAUAUUUUUUAUAAUCUGAAAUAUUCUUGGUUUCUAAGUUAGAUAAUAUUGAAUAAUUAUAAAAAAAAAUUUUUAAUGGAAUUAUAAGGAUAAUCAGGACAAAAUGAAGAACUUUCUGCAAAAAAUAAAUUUCAUACAAAAACUUUCUGUAAGCAAUUUAUUAUUUUAUUCUUGUAAUUAAUUUCAACUAUUUCAUCUCCACCUAAUUCAGACAAAAAACUUUCGAAAAUCACUGAUUUUUAUUAAAAGAGUUU